Molecule: messenger RNA, 6999 nt
Organism: Clonostachys rhizophaga
Lineage: Eukaryota; Fungi; Ascomycota; Sordariomycetes; Hypocreales; Bionectriaceae
Source: the annotation of a GenBank genome assembly
AUGCCUUUUCUCCGUGGCAGCGCAAGCCCGUCUCCGGAGGGAACAGAGGCUAGGUCAGAAGCAAGCUUCCACUACCAGACUCAGAAUGCCGUGGUGGAUGACGAUACCUACGCAGAGUUCCCGUUGCCAGGCAGCACUGAGAAACCAUUGAGCGAACAGCUAGAACCUGUCGCUGUUGUUGGCAUGGGCUGCCGCUUGCCUGGUGAUGUUAAGUCGGCCUCUGAUUUUUGGGAACUCAUGAUGUCGAAAGGCACUGGUCAAACUCCCAAGGUACCGAAAAGCCGCUUCAACAUCGAUGCCCACAUCCAUGAGAACAACGAUAGGCCCGGAAGCUUCAAUGUUCUCGGUGGGUAUUUCCUGAAUGAGAGCUUAGAACAGUUUGAUCCGUCCUGCUUCAAUAUCACCCCAAUUGAGGCCAUGUGGAUGGAUCCCCAGCAAAGAAAGCUCCUCGAAGUUGUGUAUGAGGCUUUCGAGUCCGCUGGUGUAACUCUGGAUACAGUAUCGGGUUCCAAAACCGCCGUCUUCGCAGCGAGCUUCACUGCCGACUUCCAACAGAUGGCGUUCAAGGAGCCGGCGUUUCGACAUUCGCUUGCGGCCACGGGGGUCGAUCCUGGCAUUCUGAGCAAUCGAAUCAGCCACGUUUUCAACCUCAAAGGCCCCUCUAUUGUGGUGAACACAGCCUGCUCGUCCAGUGUUUAUGCUUUGCACAAUGCGUGUAAUGCGAUUCGAAACAAGGAAUGCGUCGCCGCAGUGGUGGGAGGUGUGAACCUCGUCAUGACAGUCGACCAGCACAUGAACACCGCCAAGCUUGGUGUUCUUUCACCUACAUCAACAUGCCAUACAUUCGAUGCUUCCGCCGAUGGUUACGGCAGAGCUGAGGCCGUCGGUGCAGUGUACUUGAAGCUUCUUAGUGAUGCUGUACGAGACGGCGACCCAAUCCGUGCCGUGAUUCGCUCCAGCGCAACGAACAACAAUGGCAAAGUCCCUGCCGUUGGCAUCACACACCCAAACCGCGACGGGCAAGCCGAAGUCAUCUCUCAUGCUUAUUAUAGAGGUGGAAAUCUCGAUCCUCGCAUGACAGGUUUCUUCGAGUGCCAUGGAACAGGCACUGCUGUUGGAGAUCCUCUGGAGGUGAAUGCAGUCUCCAUCGCAAUGAACCAACAGCGAACCUCUAGCCAGGAUCCGCUCAUGAUUGGGGCAGUCAAAACAAAUAUUGGGCAUUCUGAAGCUGCCUCGGGUCUGUCUGCUCUUAUCAAGGCUGUACUCUCUGUCGAAAGGGGUAUUAUCCCGCCGACAAGAGGCGUCGUCAACCCCAGCCCUGCUAUCAAGUGGAAGGAGUGGAUGGUGACGGUACCCACUGAGCCAACUCCUUUCCCAGACCUUCCCUUGAAGCGAUUCAGUAUCAACUCUUUCGGAUACGGGGGAACCAAUGCACACGUCGUCGUCGAGAGCGCUGAUGCUCUCCUGACACGCAAGCAGACCUACAAGUAUCUAUCUGGGGAGAGGAGAGCUAUCAAGAGUCCUCGUGGCGCGUUUAAUCGCAGUCGCCCCUACCUGUUCGUGUUUUCGGCGCACGACAAGAGCGCACUGGAGAGAAAUUUCACAGCUCACAGUACUGUCGCCAAGAGUUAUGACUUCUUGGACCUUGCCUAUACCCUUGGCAACCGCCGAACUGUCUUCCCUACAAGAGGUUUCACCGUGGCCAAACAGGAAAGCCUGCUGGACGGAAAGCUGAAUGACCUCGUUGUGGGUUCUAAAAAGAAGAUUCCUGUCAUAGGGUUUAUCUUUACAGGUCAAGGCGCACAGUACGCUCGCAUGGGCGCAGAGCUUAUGCGCUAUUACCCCAGCUUCCUCCGCAGUAUUCGAACGCUUGAUUAUACCUUGGGCGAGCUGCCCCAUGUCCCUGAGUGGACUCUGGAAGAUAUGCUGCUUGAGCAUCCUGAUACUUCCCGGGUCAACGAGGCCGAAUACUCUCAACCACUGACGACUGCCGUUCAGAUUGCUCUUGUCCAGUUACUCCGCACCUGGGGUGUCCACCCAACUGUCACUUGCGGACACUCAUCAGGCGAAAUUGCAGCCUCCUAUGCCGCUGGUCUCAUUUCAGCCAGUGAAGCGAUUACUCUGGCAUAUUAUCGCGGCUAUGCCGUACGGGACAUCAACACGGGCGGAUGUAUGAUGGCGGUAGGUCUUGGGGCCGAUGCUGUCCAGCCGUACCUUUCCGGGUACGAAGGCAAGAUUGUCAUCGCUUGCCACAACUCCCCGGCAGGUGUGACCUUAUCUGGAGACGAGUCAGCCAUUACGGAACUGCAGCAGACAUUGGUUGCCGAGAAAGUGUUUGCACGCCGGGUCAAAACAAACGGAAAGGCAUACCAUUCGCCACACAUGGCGCCAGCCUCGGCUCGUUAUGAAAAUCAUGUCAGACAGGCCAAGAGCAGCCUUGUUCCUUUUGACAUGCCUCUCUCUACUGAUGCAAAAAUGGUCUCUUCGGUGGUGAAUGCCGUUAUUCCUGCUGGAACGCCGCUGGAUGAGACGUACUUUAGCCGGAACCUACGCCAGCCGGUGCUGUUCAACCAAGCCAUCCAAACAAUUCUCACUAAUUCUGAGUUUUCGGAUGUAAAUCUUCUCAUUGAGGUGGGCCCUCACGGUGCGUUGGGCGGCCCAGUCCGUCAGAUCAAGCAAGAACUCGAGGCGUCUCACUUGGACUACUUGCCGACCAUGGUCCGAGGCCAAGACUCGGCCAUGCAGAUGCUCAAGCUUGCUGGUGAGCUGUUCCUCAGGGAUUACCCCCUGGACAUUGAUCGCGUCACGUCCAUCGAAGAAACUACCUCAGCGGGUAAGGUCGUAUGCAGAAGGGGAGAUCUUGUCGUCGACCUUCCUCCCUAUCAAUGGGGCAAGAAGUCAUACUGGGCUGAGGCUCGACACAGUGUAGAGCACCGGCAACCAAAGUAUCCUAGGCACGAUGUUCUGGGCUCCUUGAUUCCAGGUGCUUCUCUCGCUGAACCAACGUGGCGCAACUUUCUGCGGAUUCGAGAUCUCCCAUGGUUAAAGGACCAUUCGCUCGGCGGUGAAGCAGUGUUCCCGGCGGCAGCCUAUUUCUCAAUGGCAAUGGAAGCAGUGACUCAGAUUACGGAACUCCAUGAUCCGGACAUCGAGGUGAACAGCUACGUUCUCCGUGACAUCUCGAUUAAAAAGGCACUAGUGACUCCAGAAGACGAUACUGGUAUCGAAGUUCUAAUGAACAUGCGACCAGCCACAUUCAGCGGUGAUGGAAGCUGGUGGGAGUUCAAUGUCUCCUCAAUCAACCAGGAGGGAAUCACCACCGACCAUAUGACAGGAAGCAUCAGCGCCAACAUGAAAACGCAACGGCCCGCUCCCAGGCCCCGAGUAAAUUUGAACCAGCAGGCUUCCGGGAAGGAGUGGAAUCAGGCACUGCGAUCAGUCGGCUUUGAUUACGGUCCUGUCUUUGCAGACAUGACCGAUAUUGGAUUCAACGGCCGUGAUUACAUUUGCACGUGUAAGACGCAGGUCAAACAAAGGUCUGGAAACGUAGUAGGAGAGUCCCGCCACGUCCUCCACCCAGGAACGGUAGACUCUUGCCUGCAGUUGAUGAUUGCCAGUAUCUAUGCCGGCCGCACCAAGGCAAUGGCUGCAGCCAUCGCUCCUAUCCAGGUCGAUGAAGUCUGCAUUUGGAAGCCGACAGAGGAGCAGAUUGGUGACGGUUUCGCGACAGCUUGGGUUGAUGAUCGUGGAAUUCGCUCGUUCGUGUGCGGGAAUGAACUCGUUUCCAACAAUGGCGAGGUGCUGAUGCAGAUGAGCAACAUGCGAGGAACCCUUUACGAAGCCGCCGUGCCACAGUCUUCUUCUGGCGCGUUGAAGCCAAUGCCGUACAGCGAAACAAUAUGGAAGGAAGAUUUGGAGUCUCUCACCAAGAUCGAAAGCGCUGAGGCUCUUGCUGAGCUUGCUACGUUUAAGAGUCCCGGGAUCAAGGUCCUGGACAUUGGAGGAAAGCAUGCAGUCACUCUCCUCCAGACCGUCCCCGAACUGAACUACACUGCGAUUUCAGAGAGCUCGGCGCCAGAUGCAUUGAUAGAGAAGUAUCCAAGCGCAGAAUGGAGAGUUGUGGACCUUCAAAAAGAAUUGACGGAGCAAGGUCUAGUUAAGGGCUCAUUUGACGUCACUCUUUCAGAGCCAGACUUCGUCCCGGCCAUCAAGAACCUGAUUUUGGACGAUGGCAACCUUUUCAUUGCAAGAGGCGAUAGUUUUGAGCUCUGUGACGAGCCAAAGGUGGAAAGGUCAAACCACGACGUGACCGAGAUUCAGAUUUUGUAUCGCCAGGUGGAAGCGAGCCUUCUGAGCGAGAUUCAACGAUCUCUUGCCGAUCUUGGUUACAAGAGCGCCCCUGUCUCUCUAAAAUAUCUUGAAAAUGUCCAACCCCAUGUCGUCCUCCUUGAUCUUGAUGAACCGAUUCUUUUCGAUCUUUCCGAGCACGAGUUUAACGUGAUCAAGAAAGUGUCCAACGAGGCCAAGACAUUGCUGUGGGCAUCUGCUGGUGGCCUUUUGAAUGGAAAGAGACCAGCUGCAGGCAUGAUUGCUGGGCUUGUUCGAUCCAUUCGGGCUGAACGAGCCACCAUAAACAUUGUGACUAUCGACUUUGACCUCGAGACUACCUCGGUAGACCAGGCCGUGAAGUUUGUUGCUGAAAAGAGCCAGCAGCAGAUCGAAGAUGGUGCAAGUGUUGAACACGAAUACUGCGUAUCGGAUGAUAAGCUGUAUAUUAGCAGGCUUCUACCCAACAACGCCCUCAACAGGGAACAGACCAUUGAGGAGCUCCCCUACGACGCAGAAAUGAAUAUCAGCGGGACUGUUCAAAAUGGAAAAGUUUUGUUUGAGCAGCAAGCUUCUCUGCCUGAGCUGAGCCCCGAUUCCGUGGAGAUUCGAGUUGCUGUUACUGGCCUCAGCAAAGAAGGCGUGCUAGCUGUUCAUGGAACUGAUAUUUCUACCACGCUGAAUCAUGAGUUCGGCGGCACAGUGGAACGUAUUGGUAGCUCGGUCACAGACUUCGCGGUUGGGGAUCGCGUUAUUGGCCUUGGAUCAGGAAGAUUCGGAAACCGCCAAGUGAUCUCCCAAAACCUGGCACAAAAGCUUCUCCCGGGGGAAUCGCUGACAGAGGUAGUCAGUCUACCUUUGGCGUAUAUCACGGCCCUCUAUGGUCUAAGAUUACUAGCAUCUCUCAAAAAGGGUGAAACCCUCCUAAUCCUCGAAGGUUCAGGAUUCGGCGGUGCCGCAGCCAUCGGGGUUGCCCUGACAUUGGGCGCCAUCCCCUAUGUUGUUGCCAGUACUGAAGAACAAGCGUCAACAAUCAUAGAGAAAUACGGGCUGGCCCAACACCAGGUACUCUCAUCUGCGAGCCAGGUGGAAGCUAUGCUUGCCACGCCGCACCGGACCAGCAAGAUCGAUGUGGUCUUCAGUUCUGGAACGACAUCAGAGUCAUCAGCACGGGAAGCCUGGCGGUACAUUAGUCGCUUCGGUCGGUUUAUCGAAUGUGGCAAGAAGCUGGUACUGAAACGCGGAUCUCGUGAUCCGGUACCCUUUUACCGCGGGGCUUCUUAUUUCUCCUUCGAUGUUGUAGAGCUCUGUGAGCACAAGCCCGCCCUCGUCUCCCAUCUCCUGGAUGAGGCAAUUGAUCUCUAUCGGAAGCACGAGAUCGCACCGCUUGGGCCCCUUAACAUUGUCAAUAUUUCCGACCUGAACAAGGCUAUUUUAAGGUUCGAUGAUGAGAUUGGCUCAGGCAAGACAGUCAUCUCAUACGAGCCAUCAGAAACACCACUCACCAUCCUGCCUUCUCUUAAGACUACGGCGCUCGAUGCCGCCGCGACAUAUCUGCUGGUAGGGUGUUUGGGCGGGCUUGGACGCAGUCUCACAGCCUGGAUGAUGGAGAAAGGCGCCAGGAACUUCUCGUUCCUCUCCCGCAGUGGCGCCGACGCACCUGCGGCGGCUCGACUCAUAAGCGAUCUUGAAACUGCCGGGGCGAGGGUAGAUGUUGUCAGAGGCGAUGUGAGUGUGCAGGCAGACGUAAAACGUGCCGUAGCCGCUAUACCUAGCGACCGUCCACUUCGUGGUGUGAUUCAAGCCGCUAUGGUUCUUCGGGACGGCAUCUUCCAGAACAUGAGCUUCCAAGACUGGGUGACAUCCACCAAGCCUAAGGUUCAUGGUACGGCCAACCUUCAGGCUGUGCUUGGAGACAUGCCGCUUGACUUCUUCCUCAUGACAAGUUCAGUGUCCGGAACGCUCGGCACACCAGGUCAAGCGAAUUACGCCGCCGGAAAUGCAUUUCUAGAUGCCCUUGCGCACCAUCGACGCGCGAGGGGACAGAAUGCAUGCGCUGCCGUCGUUCCUAUGGUUCUUGGCGUUGGUGUGGUUGCAGAGAGCACCGAUCUCGAAAACGCUCUGACGCGCAAGGGCAUGUACGGCAUUGAUGAGGAGCAUUUACUUCGGUCAUUUGACGUUGCCAUCCGUGAGCAGCAGCAUCCUGAUGGAAUUCAUCAGCUUGUUAUCGGUCUUGACCCAACUCUCCUCUCCCGAGCAAUCAACAAUGCUGAACAAGGCCAUGUGGACGCCUUUUGGAUGUCGGAUAAGCGCUUCCGUGCUUUGGUACACAAGAUCGAGGCAGUCAACGGCGGAGUGGGCGUCGGCAGCGGAUCCAGUGCGUUGGGAUCCAUGUUGGCUGCGGCCACGGCCGACGAGGCUGUUAAGCUGGCGCGUGAUGAGAUCGUGAGCAAGCUUUCCCGCAUGCUUCUGUUAGAUCUUGAGGUUUUUGAAGGUGAUUCGGGAUCCAUUGCCAGCUACGGAAUUGACAGCAUGAUUGGUGCCGAGUUGCGUAACUGGUUAUUCAAGGAGUUUGCGCUUGAGAUUCCAUUCCAGCAGCUCCUGGGGCCGACGCUGACAGCCAUCAAGCUGGCACGACAGCUUUGUGUCAAUCAUGGUAUCUUGCAGGAAUAA